Messenger RNA from Eufriesea mexicana, 6787 nucleotides. RefSeq names its product tripeptidyl-peptidase 2 (gene botv). Lineage: Eukaryota; Metazoa; Arthropoda; Insecta; Hymenoptera; Apidae. Gene Ontology annotation, molecular function: serine-type endopeptidase activity; tripeptidyl-peptidase activity; glycosyltransferase activity. Gene Ontology annotation, biological process: proteolysis. The record is from RefSeq and is a predicted model, not a curated record. The transcript is spliced from 27 exons. Gene Ontology annotation, cellular component: membrane. The coding region runs from base 26 to 6787 and encodes 2253 amino acids.
UUGCGGUGGCAGUGGUAUUUGAAAUAUGGCAGAGGUCAUUGAUUGUAAUUUUCCUGUUUGGGGCCUUUUACCUAAAAAAGAAACUGGUGUCACUCAAUUUCUUACCAAAUAUCCUGAGUACGAUGGUCGAGGAGUUAUCAUUGCAAUUUUCGAUUCAGGGAUUGAUCCUGGGGCUCCUGGUAUGCAGGAAACUUCAGAUGGAAAGCCAAAAAUUAUUGAAAGAUAUGACUGCAGUGGUGCUGGAGAUGUGGAUACCAGUAAAGUUGUACAAGCACCUGAUGGAUACAUACUUGGCAUAACUGGCCGCAAAUUAAAGGUUCCAUCCAACUGGGUCAAUCCAACUGGAGAAUAUCACAUUGGAAUAAAAAAUUUGUAUUCACUAUAUCCAGGAAAAUUAAGAGAAAGAGUAUUACUAGAAAGAAAAAAACGUCUAUGGGACAACUGUCAAAAAUCUGCACUUGCAGAAGCAUCUAGGCAACUACAAGAAUUUGAAGCCAAGAAUUCACAAAUAAACACUUUAAAAGAGAGGCUAGAGAAAGAGGAACUUGAGGCCAGAGUUGAAAUAUUGAAUAAUAUUGAGAAAAAAUAUUCUGAUGUAGGACCUACUUAUGACUGUGUUGUUUUCCAUGAUGGUGAAGUUUGGAGGGCAUGUAUUGACACCUCUGAAGAAGGUAAUUUGGAAGCUGGUGUAUUUCUAGGGGAAUACACUUCAACAAGGCAGUAUGCGCCUCUUAUACCAGAAGAUCAAUUAAAUAUUAGUAUUAAUGUUCAUGAUAAUGGAAAUACACUAGAAAUUGUUAGUUUAUGCUCAAGUCACGGUACACAUGUAGCUUCAAUCGCGGCAGCGUAUUUUCCUGAUAAUCCUGAAUUAAAUGGCGUAGCUCCUGGUGCUCAAAUUAUUUCAUUAAGUGUUGGAGAUGGCCGCAUUGGUACAAUGGAAACAGGAACUGCGGUAGUCCGAGCAAUGAUACAUGUAAUGAAACACAAAGAAAAAAUACAAGUAAUAAAUAUGAGUUAUGGAGAACAUACCCAUUGGUCUAACACUGGAAGAAUAGGAGAAUUAAUGAAUGAAGUUAUUGACAAAUAUGGCGUAACAUGGGUAGCAUCCGCCGGUAAUCUUGGACCUGCUUUAUGCACUAUUGGAACACCACCAGAUAUUAGUUCUAACAGUGUGAUUAGCGUUGGUGCUUAUGUUUCUCCUGAUAUGAUGGUAGCUGAAUAUUCUUUAAGAGAAAGAAUGCCUGGAAUGUCUUACACAUGGUCAUCUCGUGGUCCAAUGAUUGAUGGUGGAGCUGGAAUUACUGUAUGUGCUCCAGGAGGAGCUAUAACUAGUGUUCCAAAUUUUACAUUAAGGAAAAGCCAACUUAUGAAUGGUACAAGCAUGGCUGCCCCUCAUGUAACUGGAGCUAUCGCAAUACUCAUAUCAGGACUUAUUGCCAAAGAUUGCCCUUACUCUCCGUAUAACAUAAAGAGAGCACUUGAAAAUACAGCUCUAUACAUACAAAAUUUGGAUCCUUUUGCUCAAGGUUCAGGAUUAUUACAAGUCGAACGUGCAUUCGAUAAUCUUGUUACAUAUUGUAAUGUACCUGAAAGGGACAUCAGAUUCACUAUUAAUUGUGGUCCAAAUAACGCCAAAGGAAUUCAUAUGAGAAGCGGUGUCAUUGAUCGGCCGAAAGAUUAUGCCAUUACCGUUGAACCUGUAUUUCUUAAUAGUGAAAAUACUGAUCCGGCACUCAAAAUCGCUUUCAAUUUAAAAUUAACUUUGGUAUGUGACGCAUCGUGGGUACAUUUUCCAACGCAUCUUGAUUUAAUGAAUAUGGUUCGUGCAUUUGGUAUCAAUGUUGAUGGUUUUAAUUUACCUGAAGGUGUUCAUACAACUAGUAUUCGAGCUUAUGAUGUAACAGACGUUGGAAAAGGACCAGUGUUCCAAAUACCAGUUACUGUAGUGCAACCGCAAACACUGCCAAAAAAUGCCAUCGUUCCAGACUUAAUAUAUACAAAUAUUUUAUUUAAACCGAACACGAUUCGUCGACAUUUUAUCCUUGUUCCUGAAGAUGCGACAUGGGCGGUGGUUAGAUUGAAGAGUACGGAAAAAGAUAAAACUGGAAGAUUUGCAAUUCAUACUGUUCAACUGAAACCACGCUUAUCCUGUAAAACUUACGAAGUUAAUAAAUUGUACACUGUUACAUCUCAAUCGGAAAUUAUUCAUCCAUUUGCUGUUCAGGGUGGAUUAAUUUUAGAAGUAGUUAUCGCGAAGUAUUGGGCAAACAUAGGUGACAUGUUACUUGACUAUUUCAUAGAAUUUCAUGGUGUUCAUAUGAUAAAUGGAAAUCUUACAAUGCAGUCUGGGGAUGGAAUAAGCCGUUUAGAAGUGCGCAGUUCACUUAGAACUGAAGAAGUAGUUCCCAAUAUUUGUCUCAAAUCAUCCGUACAAAUAUUGAAACCCACUGAUGCAAAGAUCGCACCAUUACGAGAACGAGAUAUUAUACCACCAUCGCGACAAAUUUACGAAUUGCAAUUAACAUAUACGUUCCAUUGUGCAAAAGCAACCGAAGUAACUCCAAAUGCAGCAGUUCUUAGCGAUUUAUUAUACGAAAGUGAAUAUGAGAGUCAAAUGUGGAUGAUUUUUGAUACGAAUAAACAACUUAUUUGUUGUGGAGAUGCAUAUCCACCUAAAUAUGCUAAUCAAAAAUUAGAAAAAGGCGAUUAUACUUUGAAAAUACAUGUUCGUCACGAAAAGAAAGAUUUACUUGAUAAAUUAACGGAAAUGCCGUUUCUUUUAAGUCACAAACUGAGUAAUCCAAUUAGUCUAGAUGUUUAUGCCAGUCAAUCACAAGCUCUUCUUGGUGGCAAAAAGGUACUAGCAGCCUCAGUUCCACCUGGUCACAUUCUUCCCUUGUAUAUUGCUCCUAUGUCUAAUGAAAACAAGGUUUCCAGAGGUGCUACUUUGGGAAAUGGCAGUUACUUACAGGGUACAUUAACUUUCUGCAAAGAUGAAAAUGGGAAAAAAGUCGAUUGUCACACAUUUAAAUAUAUUUUAUCUGAACCAAACAAAAAACCUAGUAGUAGUAGUAGUUCUUAUAAUUCACCGAAUAAAGAGAAAACUACUAAAUGGGACGAAUACAAUGAAGCACUCAGGGAUUUCAAAUGCAGUUGGCUCUCAAAGCUUGAACCUGGAGAAUAUGCAAAUCUGUUAUAUGGAGAAUUAAAGAAUCUCUUCUCGGACCAUUUGCCCGUUCACAGUGCCAUGUUGAUUUCUUUGGAUUCACCUGAAGCUCCACGUCAUGUACCACAUGAUGAUAUCUCAGAAGAGUCUGUUUCUCUGGCAAACCAAAUAAUAACUGUCGCAGAUGCUAUAAUUACCAAUAUUGAUCAAGACAAACUCUUAGCCUAUUAUGGCUUAAAAAGCGAUCAACGUGAUGACGCAGCAAAGAUUAGGACAACUAUGGAGAAACAGAAGUUUAGUUUGAUAAAAGCAUUAGUAAAAAAGGGAUGUGCAUUAGCGCGACUGUUUGUACACAGUGCGAGAAAAGGAGAAGGAGAUCGUCAAUCGUACGAACAUUUACUAGAAAGUGUGACUCAUCACUGGCAAGAAGUACAAAAAUUCGCAGAACCAACCGACAUUAAGGUCAUUACUCUUUCAUUAUGGCAUGCCCAUAUCAACAAUCAUUAUGGUCGCUAUUUGAAGUUAUUAUUGCGUUAUUAUGAAGAACAUCCAUUAAAAGAAAUUGAUGAAAAAUGUAUAGAAAUUGCAAAUAUCUUGGGUUGGGAACAUCUGUCACGUUAUAUUAACACAAUUAGCACAGCAUGUACUCUUAUCUGCCUUCUUGUUGCUCAACGAAUAUCUCGAACAAGAUUGUUGAUAUACAAUGUAGAUAAGUCUCCUGAACUUAUUGUUAUCAUAGCUGAAGCUAUUAUAGAGGGUAAUACAAUUCAUGCAUGUAUUAUUAAAAAAGGGUUAGUUUCUGAUCCCUGUCUUAGUACAGAAGAGGCACUAAAACUUGGAGGCAAAAGCUUAAAUCUGUUGAAAGAAUGGGUAACAUUUUUUGACUCUCAUAGUCAUAGUACAAAUGCAAAUCCAAAUCGAGGAUUAGUUAUUGCACAGGUAGAAUCUGAUUCGCCAGAUAAAGAUAUUUAUCGUACAUAUUCCACACUGGAAGCUUUUGAAGAUUUUACUGCUAUGAAAGCUUCUCAGUUGAAGAUGCGAAUAGAGGAGAUGUUGCGCAUUAAAGUUUCUGUAAAUAAUGAGCUCAGAGAUCUGAGUGCAAAGAGACAACGACUUCAAGUUGAAGUUAGUAGUUUAACUCAAAAAAUUGAUGAAUUAAAACAAGAAUUAUUGCACCAACAAACAGAUCUUGAUAGAUUAAAGAUCAGUGUUGAACAAGCACAAGUAGCUCAGAGAGAAGCAGUGGAAAGAAACACACCAGAACUAGCACCACCUAAGCGUAUAUUAAUGGAUUCUGUUCCUGUGGUAUUACCUAGUACAUUACCACAUUUAUGUAGAAUGUACAAUUGUUUUGAUCAUAGUCGGUGUGCAUUAACUAGUGGUUUCCCAGUGUAUUUGUAUGAUCCUGAUCAGUAUUCUGUAAUAAGUCCUGGCUGGGAUAUUGAUGGAUUUUUGAAGACUACUAUUAAACAAACAUUAGGAUAUAAUCCACAUCUUACUGUGAAUGCAGCUGAAGCUUGUAUAUAUAUAGUACUUAUAGGGGAAGCUCUCUCUACUCAACAAAAAAUAGACAAGAAAUUUCGUAAACCUAUAGAUGUAAAAAAGUUACAUGCACUUCCAUAUUGGGGUGGGGAUGGCAGAAAUCAUAUUUUGUUAAACCUAGCGCGUAGAGACCUCUCCGUAGAAUCUGGGGAUAUUUUCAGUGGAGUAGAUACUGGAAGAGCUAUAAUAGUACAAUCUACAUUCUAUAGAAAUCAAUUUCGCGAAGGUUUCGAUUUAGUUGUCCCGCCCAUUUUAGGACCUCCGGGUGGCGAUGUGUGGCAAGAAUGUGCCCAAAUGUUGCCAGCGAGAAGAAAAUAUUUAUUAUCUUUCCAAGGAGAAAUGAGAUCUUCACGAAUCACAACCAUGACACCUCAAAGUGACGAUGCAGAUAUAGAUAUGGAAAGGCUAAUAGUCGAUGAGAAUAAUUUGGAUGCUUUCAUUAUUCAGCAUCUUAAAGAUAUGAGUACAGGAUUAACUUUGGAUAAAUUUUUCAUUCAGUUUGAGUGUAUACCAGCAUCCGAGGAGAAAAAUUUAUUAGAAAUACUUGAUUGGUCUCUGUGUGGAACUGAUUCCUCAAGGAAAGCUAUAUUGAAAGAGUCUACAUUUGCUCUAAUUCUAGCUCCUAGCAAUGCAUCAUUUGUAACCACUUCAUCUAUGCAGGCUAGAUUAUACGAAGCAUUACGAUCGGGCUCUAUUCCUGUCUUUUUAGGCGGUGAUCAAAUUUUAUUGAGUUACAGUGAAGUUAUUAGUUGGCGCCGAGCAGCUAUCUUUUUGCCGAAGGCCAGAGUAACGGAAAUGCACUUUCUAUUACGUGCGGUCCUCGACACUGAUCUUUUAAGUAUGCGUAGACAGGGUAGAUUAAUAUGGGAACGUUAUUUGAGCACUGCUCAAGGUGCAGUAGAUACCAUUGUAGCUGUAAUUAGAGAUCGACUUGGCAUACCACCUUUGCCAGCACCCCAAACUGCCAGUCCAAGUGUCUUUAACGAAAGCUUUGUGUCUUUAAAAUCUGAUACUAUUAUCGCCGAGCCGGAGGCAGAAGAAAGUUUAGGGCCUUUAGAACCACCUUAUCCAUCCCCUGCUUUUAAAAGAAAUUAUACUACAAUGUUGCUUCAAGGACAUGAAAUUUGGAAUGAUUGGUUGGAUCCGUUUUAUUUGUACCCACAGUUACCAUUUGAUACCGUCCUUCCUAGCGACGCAAAGUUUCUUGGUUCCGAAGUGGGGUUCAGACCAAUUGGCAAAGGUGCUGGAGGCGCGGGUAAAGAAUUUAGCGAAGCUUUAGGCGGAAAUUAUCCAAGAGAACAAUUUACAAUCGUGAUGUUAACAUAUGAACGAGAGCAAGUUUUUAUAAAUUCUUUGGCUCGGCUGUAUGGGUUGCCGUAUUUAAAUAAAGUUUUGGUAGUGUGGAAUAGUCCAAAGCCACCUACGGAGGACUUAAAAUGGCCCGAUAUUGGAGUUCCAAUUCACGUAAUAAAAGCCCCGAGGAACAGUUUAAAUAACAGAUUUCUCCCAUUUGAUGCUAUCGAAACGGAAGCUGUCCUUUCGGUAGACGAUGAUGCUCAUUUGCGACACGAUGAAAUUAUGUUUGGAUUUAGGGUAUGGCGAGAACACCGAGACCGUGUGGUUGGAUUUCCUGGUCGCUUUCAUGCAUGGGACCAAAAUUAUCACAAUGCUUGGAAUUAUAAUUCUAAUUACUCUUGCGAAUUAUCAAUGGUUUUGACUGGUGCUGCAUUCAUUCAUAAACAUUACACAUAUCUUUAUACACAUUGGUUACCGCAAGCAAUACGAGAUAAGGUUGACGAAUACAUGAACUGCGAGGAUAUUGCUAUGAAUUUUCUGAUAUCGCAUCUGACCAGAAAGCCGCCUGUUAAGGUUACAUCACGUUGGACCUUUAGAUGUCCAGGUUGUCCAGUUUCUCUCUCAGAAGAUGAUACACAUUUUCAAGAAAGACACAAAUGCAUCAAUUUUUUCUCUCAGGUUUUUGGAUAUAUGCCUCUCUUAAAUACUCAAUAUCGCGCAGACUCGAUAUUGUUUAAGACGAGAAUUCCACACGAUAAACAAAAAUGUUUUAAAUUUAUAUAA